This is a messenger RNA of Cottoperca gobio, 2197 nucleotides long. RefSeq names its product proteoglycan 4-like. Gene Ontology annotation, cellular component: nucleus; cytoplasm. Lineage: Eukaryota; Metazoa; Chordata; Actinopteri; Perciformes; Bovichtidae. Gene Ontology annotation, molecular function: protein serine/threonine kinase activity; ATP binding; protein tyrosine kinase activity. The coding region runs from base 1 to 2151 and encodes 716 amino acids. The record is from RefSeq and is a predicted model, not a curated record. The transcript is spliced from 9 exons. Gene Ontology annotation, biological process: peptidyl-serine phosphorylation; peptidyl-threonine phosphorylation.
AUGGGUAACACUAUCCAAUCAUCUUCCAGCGACGACGAACCCUACAUCUUUGUCCUGUUCCCUGAAUCAUAUAUACCACUGGCACGUCUGGGACAGGGAGGCUUUGGAGAGGUGAUCAAAUGUAUCAAAAAGGACACCAGCGAGAUUGUUGCAUUGCUUCUAAUGGACAACUUUAAGGAACAGUACCAGGAACAGUGGAACAUUGUCCGCUUCAUUGACUCGUUCACACUGAGUGACAAGAGGAUUGCUAUGGCCUUUGAGAUGCUUGAUGUAACUCUAGAUGAAUACCUUCUUGACAGGCCUAAGAUCACUCUGGAGUUACAUGAAGUCAGGAACAUAGUGCAACAGAUAGCCACGGCAUUACAGCACCUGAAGACCAUUGGAUUGAUCCAUAGUGAUAUUAAGUUGGACAACAUCAUGCUGGUGAACUCUCAAGAGCAACCCAUCAGAGUGAAGCUAAUUGACUUUGGAUUGUCUUUUCACAAUGAUGAUACAGACCAGGGCGCACUUCACCAAAUAUUACCUUUCAGGGCUCCAGAAAUUCUUUUGGGUGCUCCAUUUUCAGAGGCCAUCGAUAUGUGGUCUCUUGGUGUUUUGAUGGCAUUCUUGCCGUCCGGUCAACGCCCCUUCCAGGGCGACGAUCAAUAUUACUUAUUGUCUCCAGAACACCGGAAUAAGGCUGAAGAAAUUAAGCAGUUUAUGGACCUGGUAAAGGCGAUGCUUCAGAUAGAUGCCGAUCAGAGGAUCACUCCCAGCCAAGUCCUCGCCCAUCCAUUUAUCACAGGGAGCACCCUCACCUAUGACUCUGACAUUAAUACAACAAGUGAAGAUCAUGGCUCAACAUCAGCCACAUUACCUACUGGUGUCAUCAUGGUGCAACCUGCACCACCUGAAUCCUGCACGCGGUGGGAUGAGGAAAGAGGGCAGCAGAAGCGUAAAUCUCGCCAAUUGGCUUUCGUUUCUAAAGAAAGUCCAGUGGAUCAAGCCAGGGAGGUUGAAAAUGUACCACCUCAGGAAUGUCACAUGGAAGAGCAGCACACAGAAGUCACUGCCUUCACAUAUGACGACUCAGAGCCAGAGCCAGAGCCAGAGACAGAGCCCGAGCCCGAGACGGAGACGGAGCCAGAGCCCGAGCCAGAGACGGAGACGGAGACGGAGCCAGAGCCAGAGCCGGAGACGGAGACGGAGACGGAGCCAGAGCCAGAGCCGGAGACGGAGACGGAGCCAGAACAAGAGACAGAGACAGAGACAGAGACAGAGCCAGAGCCAGAGCCAGACACAGAGCCAGAGACAAGAGACAAGAGACAGAGACAAGAGACAGAGACAGAGACAGAGCCAGAGCCAGAGCCAGAGCCAGAGCCAGAGCCAGAGACAGAGCCAGAGCCAGACACAGAGCCAGAGCCAGACACAGACACAGAGCCAGAGCCAGAGAUAGAGCCAGAGCCAGAGAUAGAGCCAGAGCCAGAGACAGAGCCAGAGAUAGAGCCAGAGCCAGAGCCAGAGCCAGAGCUAGACACAGAACCAGAGCCAGAGCCAGAGCCAGAGCCAGAGAUAGAGCCAGAGCCAGAGCCAGAGCCAGAGCCAGAGCCAGAGAUAGAGCCAGAGCCAGAGCCAGAGCCAGAGCCAGAGCCAGACACAGAGCCAGAGCCAGACACAGAGCCAGACACAGAGCCAGAUACAGAGCCAGAGCCAGAGCCAGAGAUAGAGAUAGAGCCAGAGCCAGAGCCAGAGCCAGAGAUAGAGCCAGAGCCAGAGCCAGAGACAGAGCCAGAGCCAGAGCCAGAGAUAGAGCCAGAGCCAGAGCCAGAGCCAGAGAUAGAGCCAGAGCCAGAGACAGAGCCAGAGCCAGAGCCAGAGCCAGAGCCAAAGCCAGAGCCAGACACAGAGCCAGAGCCAGACACAGAGCCAGAGCCAGAGCCAGAGCCAGAGCCAGAGAUAGAGCCAGAGCCAGAGCCAGAGCCAGAGCCAGAGCCAGAGCCAGAGAUAGAGCCAGAGCCAGAGACAGAGCCAGAGCCAGAGCCAAAGCCAGAGCCAGACACAGAGCCAGACACAGAGCCAGACACAGAGCCAGACACAGAGCCAGACACAGAGCCAGACACAGAGCCAGAGCCAGAGUCAGAGAAAAAGAAGGUCCAUUCCAGGUGUUUCUGACGACACCAACGGCUGUUGUAUUUGUUCUAUGUUGUUUAUCCUGUAC